AUGCUUCUCUCAAAAGGAAUCUUCCUUAACCAGGGGAAAAAGAGGUUUUGGCUAAAUAAGAAUGGAGAACAUUGUGAAAUGAUAUCUGCAGCAGAAUGUUUGAUUCCUAUUCGUACUGUGUCUGAGUAUUAUUAUCGGCAAACCAAACCAAGAUUUAUAGCAUCAUCGUGCAGAUUUGCAGUAAACGGCCAUCAACCAUUAUGUAGGGAAUUCAAAACACAUGUCAAAACGCAAUUUUUGUCACGAGUGGCGGGGGAGACAAAAUCUUGGACUUCUUACUUAGUAGAUAAGAGAGAAGAUGGAUGUCUGAUGACCGAAUUGUAUCAGUUUGCUAGCGACAACAGAAAUGUUGAUCUUGAAAUUACAUUUCUAUCCGAGGAACCAUUGAUAGUUGAAGGCAUGGUGUUUCUGCCACUGGAGAGAGUGGAGCAAGAAGUCGUAGAGGAUGAGAAGGUGGAUAUUCAGACCAUAUCAGAUUCAGACACAUAUUGGGAACAAAAGUUGCCAAGUGAUUAUGAAGACAUAAUCAAGACGUCAAAAGAUAGUGUGCAAUGGACAACAAAGAAGGAACUCUACUAUGUUCUUUGCAAAGGGUUCCUAAUCAAUGAUGGCAAACAGUGGUUUUCUCUUGCAAAAGAUGGGAAGAAAUGUUAUAUGCUUCCAGCUCGAGUGGUUGUGAAUAAACGACAGUGGAGUUGGCGGUCCUUACCUGAAUCAAGAUUUGGAGAAGUGGCUUAUGAUCCUCAUGGCAACUUUUGGAUAUAUUGCAUAUUAAAAAUGCCAUCACCUCAAAAAACAUAUGGAGCCUACCUAGUUUACAAAUUACACGCAUACCAUUCUGGUUUUGAGUUUCCUUUGAAAGUUAGUUAUAGGCAUCAUUCUUGGUAUAUAUAUUUACUUUGUCCUCAACUCCCAAUUAUUAGAGGAAAGGAAUAUAAAAACUCCUACAACCCACUAAAGAGACACAAAAUGAAAGGCAUUCCAAAAGAACGUAAUGAUGGUUGGAUGGAAGUACAAGUGUGCGAAUUUCAAAGCCCCAUGGAAGUACACGUAUGGGAAUUUCAGACCUCCACUACUUCUAAAACGAUUUUGAGGGAUCGUCGAUUGCCACUUUCUGUUAAUGAAUCAGUUAAAGGGCUUACUCUACAGGGAAUUGAGUUUAAACUCAUGAAUUAA
Lactuca virosa is the source of this 1176-nucleotide messenger RNA. The record is from the annotation of a GenBank genome assembly. Lineage: Eukaryota; Viridiplantae; Streptophyta; Magnoliopsida; Asterales; Asteraceae.